UCUCAUGGCGUUUCCUUGCCUUUAUGGAAUGUUCUGCCUCUGAAUGAGAGAAAGUGAUAGAACUCUGAAACUUCCAUAUGAAGACAACCUUUAUCCCCACCACCAACAAAGCUUUCAGCCCUCUACGACUUUCCUGGACAGAGUUGUGAUUUUUUUAAUUUUGUCUGUUUUCCGCUGACGUGAGAAAAUGCGUAAAAUGCCCAUAACUCCCCAAGGGAAAAGUCUCCGCCCGAACCCUCUUAGGCUUUUUACCCACUCCACAUGCCCUAUCGAUCCAGCCAAGAACGAACGAAAUCGGAGUGCUUCAUCUCCAUAGGUUCCCUCGUAAGAAAGGAGUCAGAGUUAUGCGAACUGAGCUCCUCAUUUCAGAUUCACGUUGCUAUUGUUAUGUCUUAAAACUAAUGUCUUUCCUGUUUGUACUAUAUAGGUCGACGUGAUAAUCGGCAGCUCUUCAUCCGACAUUUUGAAACAAAUUAUUAUUGAAGCAGCUGGUAAUGAAGCAGAAACUGUUUAUGAAACUGAAAUAAAAAAUAAUCCAAAUUCGUUAAUAAUUUCAACACCACCUGGACACCUUUCAUGUAAACGAAUAUUCUUCCUUAAAUGGCAACCAAGUAAGGAUGAUAAUAUUUUAAGACAAUCAAUUAUUGAUUUUAUAUCAAAUGUUAUACAAAAUGUAAUAUCUUACAAUUACAAAUCUAUUGCAUUUCCCGCUCUUGGCUGUGGUAAACAUGGAUGCUCAACUGAUAUCGUUGUUAAAACAAUGGUUAGAGAAAUAAAAAGUCAAUUAAAAGUACGACAAAAUUAUCCAUUGAUUGUGAAGUUUAUUAUACAACCAGAACAACAAAAUAUUUAUGAUGAAUUCUGUAAAUAUGUUGUAGCAGUAGAAGAUGAUGUACACAAAUCAUCAGCAGUAAUCCAUCAUCAAUUGCCAGAAACAUGGGAAAAAUCGACAGACGAAAAUAAAAUACUUUUUAUUGUACCUAGUAGUUCAAAUGAACAUAAAACAAUAGUUAAUGGCUUUGAUCAAACAAUGAAGGGUAAAUACACACAGAUAAUAAAAAUUGAACGUAUACAGAAUAUUCAUUGGUAUUCACAAUAUAUGGUACAUUCACAUCAUUUUAAGAAACGUUUAAAUUCUGAUACAGAAAAACGUCUUUAUCAUGGUUGUCCUGAAAAAUCAGCAAAUUUAAUUAUGGAAGAUUGUUUUAAUCGUAGUUUUGCCGGUGUUAAUGGUACGGUAUAUGGUGCUGGUGUUUAUUUUUCAUCGAAUGCAAGCUAUAGUCAUGAUUAUGCAAAACCUGAUAUAACAUCUGGUGAACGUUGUAUGUUUUUAGCACGUGUUUUAAUUGGUAAAACAACAAAAGGUGAUUCGUCAAUGAAAACACGUCCAGUUGGAUUUGAUACUACUACAGAUGGGAAUCAUAUUUUUGUUACAUAUCAUGAUGCACAAGCAUUUGCUGAAUAUUUAAUUACAUACAAAUAA
Molecule: messenger RNA, 1483 nt
Organism: Didymodactylos carnosus
Lineage: Eukaryota; Metazoa; Rotifera; Eurotatoria; Philodinida; Philodinidae
Source: the annotation of a GenBank genome assembly